Molecule: messenger RNA, 1604 nt
Organism: Anopheles funestus (African malaria mosquito)
Lineage: Eukaryota; Metazoa; Arthropoda; Insecta; Diptera; Culicidae
Product: putative serine protease K12H4.7
Exons: 3
Coding region: 1-1494 (497 amino acids)
Biological process (GO): proteolysis
Molecular function (GO): dipeptidyl-peptidase activity; serine-type exopeptidase activity
Source: RefSeq, a predicted model, not a curated record
AUGAAGUUACUAGUGUUCCUUCUGCUGGCCACAUGUGGUGUGACCCUGACAGCGAAACUUUCCAACAAAUUGGAAGGCAUUUCAGCGCCAUCUUCCUUGAGCAAAUAUCGCAGCGUAGUGCCCAAAUCGAAUCCAACGACGAGAAACGCAAACAUUACGGAGGAGUUUUUCACUACCGAAGUGGAUCAUUUCAAUAACCAAGAUGGUGCUACGUGGAGCAACCGAUAUUUGAUGUUAAUGGAUCACUUUGUAGAAGGUGGUCCUUUGUUGAUCUUUCUCACGGGGGAUAUUCCACUCGAUGCGUCCUUAAUCGACGAAAGUACGCUCAUCAACGAAAUGGCCCGUGAUUUGGGUGGAGCUGUAUUUGCACUUGAAACACGAUUCUACGGCGAAAGUCAACCGGUUGGUGAUCUUAGUGUGGAGAGUUUGCGUUUGCUAAACACCGAACAAAUUCUAGCAGAUGUGGCCGACUUUGUGCUUCAUCUACGACGCACUGUAAUUCGUAAUCCAUUCGCCCAUGCACUUGUAGCCGGUAAUGGGCUUGGAGGAGCAUUAGCCACGUGGUUUCGCAUACGGUAUCCGCAUCUGGCAGAUGCUGCUUGGUCGUCAAGCGGUUAUCUAAAUGCGGUGUACGACUUCCAAGAAUUCUCCUUCGGAUGGGCCGAAACGGCAAUCGUAGCAGGUAGCCAGGAGUGUUACAAUCGUAUCUUCAUUACUUUCCAUGUGGCACAGAAUUUGAUCGAUUCCGGGUUCGGGGAGGUACUGUACAAUAAGCUAAAUCUUUGUAGCCCAGUCGAUACGGACGAUCGUAUGGAGGUGGCAUACUUCUUCAGCAUGCUGAUGACCUCCAUCGAGCUGUACACGCUACGCAAUGGAAACAUUGAGGAGUUUGAGACAGUGUGUAAUGAUAUUACACGCGAAGGGUUCUCAACAUCCCUGGAAGCAUUUGCUCUCUGGUUUAACACACGCUUUGUGGAGGAUGACGGUUGCAUUAUUGUAAGCUUCGAUCAAUUUGUGGAAACGCUUGGGGAAACAUCCGUAUCGGCGGAGAUUAGUAUGGCAGGGGAACGUCAAUUUCUGUACCAGCAGUGUACCGAAUACGGGUGGUUCUUUACGACCGAUUCUGAUCUGCAACCGUUCGGUGAGCGGGUCCAGAUGGAACUAUACUACGAGAUGUGCCGGCGUGUGUUUGGUGAGUGGAUUACACCCGAGCUUAUGUUCCGCUCGACCGAAAGAACGAACGAACGAUUCGGUGGUAGCACACCGAACGUCAUGCAGGUUCACUUUACGAACGGUGCGUUCGAUCCAUGGCGUUAUACGAGCAUCGUGUCCGAUCUGAAUGCGUACGCACUUUCUGAUGUGAUCCCGGGCGAGCUGGCUGGAGCAGAUCUGGGUGCCAUUUCGGAAGGUAACGAUUCGGCAGAGUUGAUCGCGGUGAAACGCCGUCUGAAGGAAUUGGUUGAAAGCUAUCUGUUUCCAUUCAAUCCACGAUAAGCACAUAAUUGACAUAUUGAUUUUUAGUCCCAUAAAGAUAAAGCCCAUAUCAAGCAGUAAAAAAAGCUCUGAUUAGAAAUCAAAUUUGGUUUUUUAUUUUAAUUAAUCAU